Messenger RNA from Callorhinchus milii (elephant shark), 3750 nucleotides. It is a transcript of the gene matrilin-4, whose product is annotated as matrilin-2. Gene Ontology annotation, molecular function: calcium ion binding. The transcript is spliced from 13 exons. NCBI's taxonomy places the organism in Eukaryota, Metazoa, Chordata, Chondrichthyes, Chimaeriformes, Callorhinchidae. The record is from RefSeq and is a predicted model, not a curated record.
ACCUCCCUAUCUUUCUGGUUUGCUUUCUCCCCACUCCACUACCCGCUGCCUUUACUCGGCUGUCUCCAGCUUCUUGCCUGUGUUAUUAUUAUUAAUGUGGAUCUUUCCUCUUUUCUUCACAGCUGAGGACCUGUGCGCUCACGGGAAGCACGGAUGUCAGCAGCUGUGUGUGAAAACCCCCGGAUCCUAUCACUGUGCCUGUCACAAGGGCUACACACUGAACCCGGACAAGACGACAUGCAAAGGUGCAAACUGCUCACUGAGCUCCAUCGACCUGGAGUUCGUCAUUGACGGCUCUGGGAGUAUCGCGAGCAAUGAGUUCUUGCAGCUGAAGACGUUUCUAAUCAAGAUGAUUGAGUUCUUCAAUGUGGGGCCCAAGGCCACGAGGUUGGGGCUGAUCCAGUACUCCAACAGCAUCCAGAACGUCUUCUCCCUGAAGACCUACCAGAACAAAGCGGACAUGAUCGAUAGCGUCAGAAAAGUCAAACAAUUGAGGGGCGGAACCCGGACCGGUUUAGCCAUCAAGUACAUUGUGGACACUGCCUUCACCGAGGCACAGGGAGCCCGGCCCCCAGGGAAACACAUCCCCAGGGUGGCCGUCAUCGUGACGGACGGGCGGCCCCAGGACGGUGUCAUUAAGGUGGCGGCCAGGGCACGGAAAGCCGGCAUUGAGAUCUACUCAGUGGGGGUGGGAUCAGCGGAUGUCAAAUCCCUCCGAGCCAUGGCCUCUCCCCCGCUUCAAGACCACGUCUUCACGCUGAAGACCUUUAAACUGAUUGAACAGUUCGAUAAGACCUUCCGGGAAAAGUUGUGCAGUAAGUAGAGAAGGAGCUUCAAGCUUACAUUGCUGCGUCAAACGCAAGAAUUAUUGUUAUUAAUAAUAAUGUAAAUAUUUCCUCCCUUCUCCCCAGAUCAGGACCCGUGUGCUCAAGGGAAGCACGGAUGUCAGCAGCUGUGUGUGAGAACCCCCGGAUCCUAUCACUGUGACUGUCACAAGGGCUACACACUGAACCCGGACAAGACGACAUGCAAAGCUGAGGACCUGUGCGCUCAAGGGAAGCACGGAUGUCAGCAGCUGUGUGUGAAAACCCCCGGAUCCUAUCACUGUGCCUGUCACAAGGGCUACACACUGAACCCGGACAAGACGACAUGCAAAGGUGCAAACUGCUCACUGAGCUCCAUCGACCUGGAGUUCGUCAUUGACGGCUCUGGGAGUAUCGCGAGCAAUGAGUUCUUGCAGCUGAAGACGUUUCUAAUCAAGAUGAUUGAGUUCUUCAAUGUGGGGCCCAAGGCCACGAGGUUGGGGCUGAUCCAGUACUCCAACAGCAUCCAGAACGUCUUCUCCCUGAAGACCUACCAGAACAAAGCGGACAUGAUCGAUAGCAUCAGAAAAGUCAAACAAUUGAGGGGCGGAACCCGGACCGGUUCAGCCAUCAAGUACAUUGUGGACACUGCCUUCACCGAGGCACAGGGAGCCCGGCCCCCAGGGAAACACAUCCCCAGGGUGGCCGUCAUCGUGACGGACGGGCAGCCCCAGGACAGGGUCACUGAGGUGGCGGCCAGGGCACGGAAAGCCGGCAUUGAGAUCUACUCAGUGGGGGUGGGAUCAGCGGAUGUCAAUUCCCUCCGAGCCAUGGCCUCUCCCCCGCUUCAAGACCACGUCUUCACACUGAAGAACUUUAAACUGAUUGAACAGUUCGAUAAGACCUUCCGGGAAAAGUUGUGCAAUCAGGACCCGUGUGCUCAAGGGAAGCACGGAUGUCAGCAGCUGUGUGUGAGAACCCCCGGAUCCUAUCACUGUGACUGUCACAAGGGCUACACACUGAACCCGGACAAGACAACAUGCAAAGCUGAGGACCUGUGUGCUCACGGGAAGCACGGAUGUCAGCAGCUGUGUGUGAAAACCCCCGGAUCCUAUCACUGUGCCUGUCACAAGGGCUACACACUGAACCCGGACAAGACGACAUGCAAAGGUGCAAACUGCUCACUGGGCUCCAUCGACCUGGAGUUUGUCAUUGACGGCUCUGGGAGUAUCGCGAGCAAUGAGUUCUUGCAGCUGAAGACGUUUCUAAUCAAGAUGAUUGAGUUCUUCAAUGUGGGGCCCAAGGCCACGAGGUUGGGGCUGAUCCAGUACUCCAACAGCAUCCAGAACGUCUUCUCCCUGAAGACCUACCAGAACAAAGCGGACAUGAUCGAUAGCGUCAGAAAAGUCAAACAAUUGAGGGGCAGAACCCGGACCGGUUUAGCCAUCAAGUACAUUGUGGACACUGCCUUCACCGAGGCACAGGGAGCCCGGCCCCCAGGGAAACACAUCCCCAGGGUGGCCGUCAUCGUGACGGACGGGCGGCCCCAGGACGGUGUCAUUAAGGUGGCGGCCAGGGCACGGAAAGCCGGCAUUGAGAUCUACUCAGUGGGGGUGGGAUCAGCGGAUGUCAAAUCCCUCCGAGCCAUGGCCUCUCCCCCGCUUCAAGACCACGUCUUCACGCUGAAGAACUUUAAACUGAUUGAACAGUUCGAUAAGACCUUCCGGGAAAAGUUGUGCAAUCAGGACCCGUGUGCUCAAGGGAAGCACGGAUGUCAGCAGCUGUGUGUGAGAACCCCCGGAUCCUAUCACUGUGACUGUCACAAGGGCUACACACUGAACCCGGACAAGACGACAUGCAAAGCUGAGGACCUGUGUGCUCACGGGAAGCACGGAUGUCAGCAGCUGUGUGUGAAAACCCCCGGAUCCUAUCACUGUGCCUGUCACAAGGGCUACACACUGAACCCGGACAAGACGACAUGCAAAGGUGCAAACUGCUCACUGGGCUCCAUCGACCUGGAGUUUGUCAUUGACGGCUCUGGGAGUAUCGCGAGCAAUGAGUUCUUGCAGCUGAAGACGUUUCUAAUCAAGAUGAUUGAGUUCUUCAAUGUGGGGCCCAAGGCCACGAGGUUGGGGCUGAUCCAGUACUCCAACAGCAUCCAGAACGUCUUCUCCCUGAAGACCUACCAGAACAAAGCGGACAUGAUCGAUAGCGUCAGAAAAGUCAAACAAUUGAGGGGCAGAACCCGGACCGGUUUAGCCAUCAAGUACAUUGUGGACACUGCCUUCACCGAGGCACAGGGAGCCCGGCCCCCAGGGAAACACAUCCCCAGGGUGGCCGUCAUCGUGACGGACGGGCGGCCCCAGGACGGUGUCAUUAAGGUGGCGGCCAGGGCACGGAAAGCCGGCAUUGAGAUCUACUCAGUGGGGGUGGGAUCAGCGGAUGUCAAAUCCCUCCGAGCCAUGGCCUCUCCCCCGCUUCAAGACCACGUCUUCACGCUGAAGAACUUUAAACUGAUUGAACAGUUCGAUAAGACCUUCCGGGAAAAGUUGUGCAAUCAGGACCCGUGUGCUCAAGGGAAGCACGGAUGUCAGCAGCUGUGUGUGAGAACCCCCGGAUCCUAUCACUGUGACUGUCACAAGGGCUACACACUGAACCCGGACAAGACGACAUGCAAAGGGAAAGUAGAUACGGACGAGUGUGGGUGUAAGGCUCAGCUGGAUUUCCAAAGCAAAGUGUUCUUCAUGUUAAACGGAAUUCGCAAGCAUGUGGGCCGAUUGACGCGGAAACUCGGCAAAUUGAAAACGCGUUGUGGCUAAUUUAGGAUCCAGUCAGAGUUGAAUUUUCACCCGGAUCCCGAAGGUGAAAGCAUUGCGUCCUCAUGUUGAACGUGCUUUUAAAAGGAAUCUGACAGGACGGAAGAAUAUACUCUACUGGGAACACUCAG